Micromonas pusilla CCMP1545 is the source of this 1314-nucleotide messenger RNA. RefSeq lists its product as uncharacterized. The record is from RefSeq and is a predicted model, not a curated record. Lineage: Eukaryota; Viridiplantae; Chlorophyta; Mamiellophyceae; Mamiellales; Mamiellaceae. Bases 1 to 1314 code for a protein of 437 amino acids. The transcript has a single exon.
AUGGCGGGCUCGCUGAUGGGGGAGUCCUCGGACGAGCCUCCCGCGCGAGGCGACGGCGACGAAUCCGACGACGACGGCGUCGACGACGACGAUCUCGAUAACAAACUCAUCGACGGCGUCUUCGCGUUACGUCUGGCCGAUGAAGCGCACGCGAAGAAGACGCGCGCGCGCGAGGCCAAGGCGCUGUUCUGGCACGACGUCUACGUUUUCUGGACGACGGCGUUGAUCGCGGUGCCGGCGCUCGUGACCGUGUUCGCGCUCGCGAUCGGCGCGGCGGCCGCGGAAGCCGAGGGCUGGUCGUUCGAGAAUGGCUAUCUCUACGUCUUCUCGAUGCUCUUGGACAUGCCGAUCUCGCUCUCGGACGAGAAUCCGGAGACGAAAGGCGGGAAGGCGACGGACAUCGUCGCCGCGUCGUGGGCGUGGGCGCUCCUCGGCGCGUUCAUCGCUCUCGUGGGAAACUUGAACAGCAUCAAACGUCUCGCCGCCGCCGUGGAAGGAUUCCGCGUCGUCUGGGAGAAGUUUUUUUUGUGUCUGUGUCGCGUCGACCGGGACGCGGACGACGGGAUGGAGGAUCUGAACGCGGAGGAGUCGGCGAACAUCGCGCGCGUGGACGAGCUCGUGGAGUCUGUGGACGCGCUCGUGAAGAAGCGCGCCGCGGCGGACGCGGCGUUCGUGGCGGCGGUGCGGAGGAAGGCGCGUUUUAAUCUCCCGGCGGCGGCGCGAGACGCGCGCGCGCGACGGGAGAAGAGAAAGGACCGACGCGAGCUGUCCGCGGACGUCUUCACGCUCGUCGCGGGCGUGUUCUUCGUCGUCCCGUUGUUAGCCUUGGGGUUUUCGUGGGCCCUCGGCGCCGUGUUUGCGGAGAUUGAAGGGUGGCGGACCAAGAUCGGUUUCUAUUACGUCUUGUCACAAGUGUUCUCCCGAAAAAAUGUGUACAGGACAGGGCCAACGACAGAGCUCCCGACUGGUGGCCUCUAUUAUCUAAGACCGACGACGACGGACGGGAAGAUAUUCGGCGUGUUCAUCGCGCUCCUCGCGUGGUCUCUGAUCGGAACCUUCGUCGGUAUCAUCGUGAACCUGAACGUGAUCUCGCGCUUCGUGCGCUGGCUCGAGAGCGGCGGGAACCGUUGGCGGCGACUGUUCAAGGUGAAGACGCCGCUCGAAGACUUCGAAGGCGACGCCUCGCGCGAGGACGACGUCGCGAUGCGCGACGCCGCGCGAACGCUCGGGGAGAUACACGCGGAGAUGACGUCCGCGCGCGCGGAGCUCCUGGGGUUGAUAGCCGCCGCGGGUAUGCCGAAGAACAAGGCGUGA